UCCCUCAAGACUUCAGAACGAACCGUUUGACAACAGGCCAUAGACUUCAUCCAAAGAGGACGCAUUGGUUUUGCGCUUAUUGUUUUGCUAGUUUGUGUUUAGUUAAGAAACGUAACAGGUGAAAUAUAGGCUACUGUGAGUGUAUAGGCAAGAUCAGUAUAGCCAAUGGAUACGUUCAGAGACGACUAGUAAGACCGUAACGAAAUGCUUGGCUGGUUUUCUUUAGAUAGCAGCUACGCGGUGAAUGGAGGUAACAGUGUGUUAAAAUGCCAUAUAAUGAAUAAUAAUAGAUCGAGAGAAUAUAUUUCUUAGAUUUAGGUCGAUACCUUUAUGGUCUGGUGAUUCAAACAAAGAGGGAUGGACAGAACAAAGUAAUACGCGUUCUGUUGCGUGGACUUCUGUGAGCUGACGCUUAAUGGUGCGCUAAUAGUCAUUUGUUUGGAGGCGCUGCAUCAUCAUGGUGGUCGAGAGGACACUUCUCGCAGCGAGGCAAGGGGAUGUGCAAACUCUGAAAGUACAGUUAGCGGAGAAAGUUCUCAACGGCGAUGUGAAAGAUGUGCUGGGAGCGACUCCCGUACACCACGCCGCGCGAGCGGGGAAGCUCACCUGUCUGCGGUAUUUGGUUGAGGAAGCGGGUUUACCGGCGAGCAGCCUGGCGAGAAACGGCGCAAGUCCUGCGCAUGACGCCGCAGCCACGGGCAACCUGACCUGCCUUCAGUGGCUCGUGACGCACGGAGGAUGUCGCGCGGCCGAUAAGGACAGCUCAGGGGCCACUGUCCUGCACUUGGCUUCUCGCUUCAGUCAUCAUGAGAUCAUUGAUUGGCUGCUGAAAAAUGGGGAAGGGGAUCCUACUGUUGCCACGGAUACGGGGGCGUUGCCUGUUCAUUAUGCUGCAGCUAAAGGGGACUUACCCUCGCUCAGGCUGCUAUUGGAACACAGCCCACAAGUUGUCAAUUUCCAAACUAAGAAUGGUGCCACACCACUAUACCUUGCAUGUCAGGAGGGCCACCUGGAAGUCGUCCAAUACUUAGUGAAGGACUGCGGGGCGGAGCCAAGUAUAAGAGCCAAUGAUGGGAUGACACCAUUGCACGCUGCUGCCCAGAUGGGACACAACACUGUCAUUGUCUGGCUGAUGAGUUUCACAGAAAUCAGCCUGUCUGACAGAGACAAUGAUGGGGCCACUGCCAUGCACUUUGCUGCCAGCCGUGGCCAUGCCAAGGUUCUCAGCUGGCUGCUGCUGCACGGCGGGGAGAUAGUGACGGACAGCUGGGAUGGGACACCUCUUCAUGACGCAGCUGAGAAUGGAGAGCUGGAGUGCUGUCAGAUUCUGGUAGUGAACGGAGUGGACAUGGGGAUACGGGACCAGGAUGGAUUCUCAGCGGCAGACCUGGCUGAAUACAACGGGCAUCAGCAGUGUGCCAAGUACAUCCGCACUGUUGAAAACAUGAGUGUGGAGCACCGAAUCUUGUCCCGGGACCCUUCGGCAGAUCUGGAGUAUAAGCAGCCCGACUCAGGCCUCUCCUCUCCGAAUGCCACCCUGCCCACCCCAACCCCCACCGCGGCCCAUUUCGACAUCUGCUCACCCUCCAGCUCGCUGUCCAAUUAUGACUCGGCAAACUCCAGCCAAUCCAGUACUGGAGAGAAGAGGAAUGGCACGCCUCCCUCACAAGUACCGACAGGAGGUGAAGAUUCGGCCAUUACAGACAUGCAGGCCUAUAUGGACAUGCUGAACCCUGAUGUAGCAGACGGCUCCCAGAAUGCAAAUGAACAUCCUGCACACCUGCCGCCCCCCCCACCCAAACCACCGGAGGAGGAGGAGUCUGCCGAGUACCUAAAGGUGAAGAGGAACCUUCGCCGAGUCGACAAUGAUGUAGUCAAAAACGAGCAGCUGAAUCCUGGCGAGGGCCACGAAAGGCUUCGAAGAGUCGACUCUAAUCGAAAGUCCCGUAGCUUCAGCAAGCAGCCCAGCACUGGGGAUUACUACAAAACCCUGGGUAGCGAUACCGCAGACCAGCACCCCAACAGAGCCAUGGCACCCAACGAGGAGGGUUCUGCACUGUUGGAGGAAGCAGCAGACACAGCGCCUGCUCCUGAGAACGGGACGGGAAACACAGAGGAUCUACCCCUUCCUCCUCCACCUCCUCCCCCACCCGCCAGCACCUUCAUCCCGACUCCACCUCCUCCUCCACCUCUUCCAUCAGAGCUGCCCCCUCCUCCUCCUCCACCCAGCACCACCGCACCGGCCCCUGCCCAGCGCCGCAUGUCUUCCUCCUCCAGCAGAGGGGAUCUGUCUCCCUCUGUCACCCCUGCUCCAGAAACACUCCGGCAGAGGAAGAGCAAUAAAUCCUUCAACAUGAUGUCCCCCACUGGAGAUAAUUCUGAGCUUCUGGCCGAAAUUAAAGCUGGGCCAAAACUGAAGCCAACACCUCAGAGUAAAGGCUACACGACCGUCUACUCUAACAGCAGCACAGCGGCGAACAAUGGGGAACGUCCGUCAUCGCCGCCAGAGCCUCUGCCAAAACCCCAGCCCAACAACACCCAAUCUGCAAAGCCAGAGUCUCCACCGCCUGCUUGCCCACCCACUCCACCCGCUCCCACGACCAGCGGAGGGUCGCCCCAGAACCUGUCCACCUCACAGAGCAGCGAGAAGCUCGCAACUGCUGUCAACGGAAAUACACCUGCUUUCCAGAGCAAGUCCAGCGUGGUGGACGUAGAGAGUCUGGUGCCCACACAUGACGAGCAGGGCCGAGCCAUCCCAGAGUGGAAGAGACAGGUGAUGGUGAGGAAACUACAAGUGAAGAUGCAGGAGGAGGAAGAGAACAAGAGAAAGGCUGAAGAAGAGGCGUCCCGUUUGGCUUCAUUGCCUGCCUGGAGGAGAGAUAUCAUGAAGAAAAAGAUGGAAGAAGAGAGUGAUAAAAUGGAACAUAAAAGAAAAGAGGAGGAACGGCGGCGAAUGGAAAAGGAGAACGAGGAGAAGUCGGAACUGGAGCGACUACGAACGCUAGGCUACGAUGAAACCAAGCUGGCGCCGUGGCAGCGGCAGAUUAUUUUAAAGAAAGGCGACAUAGCGAAACAGUAGUAGACUCCCCGUCACCCCCUCGGCUCUCGCACAGCUCUCUGCUGGUGUAUAACUGUAGGACACUGUUGAGAAUCUGCCAGACCCUUUAGACACAAACCAGACGGCGUUCUGCUCGAUGAGCACUUCAGCAGCGCUUCGUCUGAGUCUCAGUGUAUCCUGCAUGUUGUUGAGCUCUGAAGAUGCACUGUACCGUUAAAGGGUAAAAAAUGAAUGAAACUAAUGUUUUAACUGUGGUCAUUGUUUACCUGUUUUGAAAAUCAUUUGCAGCGUUCCCCACCUGACCCAUUAGCAUCUCAUUUUAAAUCUUUAGUAAUAUUUUCAAUUAUAAGUAGAACAUAUAUGUCAAGGAAAUCACAUGUAGGCUACUGUGCUUGAAAGCUUUUUUUAAGUUUACUUUAUGUAAUCUGUUAAGUAUGAUAGUCCUGAACAGGUGUUAUGGCACAAUGUAUUCUUACAUAAAGUAAGUGACACUUUGUGUUAUGGUGCAUCUAUGUUUCUUACAUAAAAAACGCAAUUUGGAAAUGAUACAUUAUAUAUAGAGAGAGAGAGAAACAAAUGCAAAAAAAUAAGCAUUUUACCAGUAGUCUCUUUGCACUGUACAUAUACAUGUUUCACCAAAAGGUGGAGUCAGAGAUCACAACUUAUAAUAAGUCUUCCCAAAUAACAAAGCUCAGAAUGUAUUUCAGACCUACAUAACAACCACUAAUGAAAACAGAUUAUGAAAUUAUAGUGAACCCCAUAAUUGCAGAAGAGAAGCCAAUGUCUUAAAUAUUCUAUUGCAUCUGAUGGUCUAAGUAAAAACAUCCCGGUCACCCUUUGUACUGAGAUUUACAGGACGUUUACAUUGGCGGGGGAAAGGAUGUCAUGAAAUCAUGACGGUGUAUUCAGCCAUGCUGCGCUCCCCAAUAAUGAAGCUGUAUUUUCCUUCUCUGCUUGGCAACUGUAGCUUGUUAAUGUAUUUCAAGUAAUUAGACAUCAGAAAAGUGCCGGAUGUGAAUCUGUAUGUGUGUGUGUGCAUGUGUGAGAAAGUAUAUGUGUGUGUAUAUUUACACAUGCAUAUAAUAUGUCUGUCCUGUGUCAUUGACUGUGCGAUGGGUAGAGUUGAUGUAUUUUGAGUGUUUUUUUUUUCUGUACA
Molecule: messenger RNA, 4214 nt
Organism: Sinocyclocheilus anshuiensis
Lineage: Eukaryota; Metazoa; Chordata; Actinopteri; Cypriniformes; Cyprinidae
Gene: espn
Product: espin
Exons: 17
Coding region: 458-3079 (873 amino acids)
Biological process (GO): actin filament bundle assembly
Cellular component (GO): cytoplasm
Molecular function (GO): actin filament binding
Source: RefSeq, a predicted model, not a curated record